Molecule: messenger RNA, 2110 nt
Organism: Anopheles merus
Lineage: Eukaryota; Metazoa; Arthropoda; Insecta; Diptera; Culicidae
Exons: 5
Coding region: 51-1523 (490 amino acids)
Source: RefSeq, a predicted model, not a curated record
AUCAUGUUUCCAAACGCCCCGCCGUACCAUAACUGGCAGGUGGUUUGUUUAUGUUUGGAUGGAAUCGAUCAGCUGUCAGCGAAGCUGUUGCCCAUCAACGCAGCUCCAUCUGUUUUCGUGCGGGGAGCAAAGCGAGCGGUCGGUCCGCUCACAAGCACAUCCCGUGUGCCCGUGGUUGUGCCGUUGCCGGGCAACCGGGCGGACCAAAGCCACCGUGGUGUGAAAAUUACCUUCGCCGCAACAACCGUCUGACAAGCAAGGGGCAAAACGUCAAAAAAAAACACGCACAAAAACGAAAGCUCUGUUCGAUCGCGUUUGUGUGGUUGGUCGCUCUUUUCACCCAACAUUUCCCGUUCCGUUUACCAAAACCCCCGGUGUUCCGGUUUCCCUUUUGGCUGUUUCGGCCAAUUCCAAAUCAAUGUGCAAACCAUUCCGGUAGUGUCCGGGUGCAGCAAACAGCGAAACAAAAUUGUGUGCGCGCGAUGGUGCUGCUGCAGCUGCGUUCCCUCCGCUCGUGGCUUCUUUCGUCCGAGCACAGCUUCCGCGAAACGCUGAACAGCAUCUUUUGGCUGAGCUGCCUGCUCGGGCUCGUGUUCGUGCAGUUCCGGCGCCUGGUCGUGCGACUGUUGCGUCUGGGGCGCGUCAAGGCCCACCGGCAUGGCCCGACCGUGCAGCACCUGUGGAGCAUAUGCUUCUACGCGAGCGCCACCAUCUUCCUGCUGCUCUACCAGGCGCUGCUGAUCCGGCCGGAGGUGAUGCGCGAGACCGGCAAAUACUUCCCCCAGUACAUCAAUGCCAUCUUUGCCACGGCGUGCGACCCGGCCAAGUUCGAGAUCGUGACGGUCGUGCUGGUAUCGUACCGCAUGCUCGCCACGGUCACGCAGCUGUCCCGGGGCGACUACUCGGUCGCGUUUUCCGGUGCGCUCAAUGCCGCCCUGCUGCUGUGCUGCUUCGCGCUGCGGCUCGAAAACUAUAGCAUCCUGCUCAACCUGUACCUGGCGGUGUAUGGCGCGGGCGAGGAAGCGUUCCUGCUGGCCGCCUCCCGGACGGUCCGGCCCCAAUGGUUGACAACGUUUGCGCUGCUCAAGUGUGGCACCUGGAUCUAUCUGUUUCUGAAUCUGUUACCGUUCGAGUUCCUGAUACCGACGCUGUACGCGCGUCGCGAGCUGCUCCCGCUGAAGGUGUGCUACUGGCUGUGGUACUGCUCGUGCGUGUGGAACUCGCCACUGCUGAAGCUGCUGUACCACAAAAUCUACCAUCUGCACCCGCACGACUGUGCCGGCGGCGGGUCCGCCUUCCGCUGCAUACUGUCCGACGACUGGCAAAACUUUCGCCACUUUCGCAACCUCCAACAGGCCUACCUCGAGCUGAAGCUGCAGGAAAGCAAACAGAAAGUUAACAAAGUAACGCUCAGCGACAUGUCCGCAAAGACCGCCUACCAGACGAUCAAGUGUGUGCUCACUUUAAAGCGAAAGCUUAAACGGAUGCGAGAAAACAGGGCGUCGCUGGAGCAUCAGGAAUAGAGGCGUAAGCGUAACCCUUAACCAGGCUAGGGCAGCUAGCGAAGCUCCCAACCAUUAUCCUAAUUCAUGUGAACAUGUGAUCUCGACCGAAAGAACUGUAACUUCAUGUGUGUGUGUGUUUGUUUGUUUGUAUGUUUCAUCCUCCACACCCUUUCCUGUCCCCGAGCGACCAUUAUUUAUGUCCCAUCUCCGUCUCUCUUGUUGCUGUCCCACUUAUCCUCAAAUUUCCAUUCCUGUAACGCAAACCAAGGAACGUAGGUCAUCGAAUAACACGAAACGAAGCUAGCGGCAGACACUAGAAUAACGCAAAUCAUUAAUUUAUCGAUUAGGCGACCGAGCGCGUCUAGUUUUGAAAGCGACUGGCAGGAGAUUAGGGGGGGGGGGGGGGGGUGAGGGGAGAGGAAACCCAAGAUAUAAAUUUCCCAUUUACCAACCGAGCAGGGUAGAGGAGGUGAAAUUUGGCUGUAAAAAAAUAAUUUCUUGUACGCGCGCAGAAGGAUGGCAUAUUGCUAUGUAAAGGGUUUACAAUACAAGGAUUGAUUUGCUCCCCCGCUAAACAAAAAUGUUUGACUGUGUUCUUCUCCAUG